Anguilla anguilla (European eel) is the source of this 6372-nucleotide messenger RNA. RefSeq names its product insulin receptor substrate 2-like. Bases 766 to 3831 code for a protein of 1021 amino acids. Gene Ontology annotation, biological process: insulin receptor signaling pathway. Gene Ontology annotation, cellular component: cytosol; plasma membrane. The transcript has 2 exons. NCBI's taxonomy places the organism in Eukaryota, Metazoa, Chordata, Actinopteri, Anguilliformes, Anguillidae. The record is from RefSeq and is a predicted model, not a curated record. Gene Ontology annotation, molecular function: insulin receptor binding; phosphatidylinositol 3-kinase binding.
CUACACUGACAUCACUGGUGGCGCAGGCUGACAUGAAAAACAAGACAUGAUUCACGAUUAUGCCAUUUCGCAGGUCUGUACAAACCAGAUCGAGUACGUGCGUCUAUUUAUUCAUCAUGCAACUGUGCAAUGAAAUGUGAAUAUUUUUUCAUCCAUAUAAGUAGGCUACUUCGAUCAUUUCUGAAAACGCCCCUACUACAAUUUUUCCAGAUGUAAUGACCAGAUUGCAUUAGGUAUGUUUACUGUUGUAUUUUUUACUUUAAAAUUUUUAAUUUGAGCGACAGACAAUUAAGACACGAGAAUUCAAACUGAAAACAACUUUGUUCAAUGAAGACCUGCGUACGUUUGAGAUUUCGAGCAGCCACCAGAGGCGGGACGAACACAGUGAAAAAGUGGGCGGAUUUUUUUCACUCCUCCUGACAGGCUCACAGCACUGUCAGUCAGUACGAUGGACCAAUAAGUCGAAUGAGCGGAUCGGAUAGGCGGAUUGGCAGGUACGCCCCCCUCUAGGUUGUACCGCCUAGAGUGAGUUCCCCCUUUUUCUUUUUUUGUAACUAACGCUGGAUGUGUAGAACGUCACAUGUUGUUUUUCCCUCUUCUGUCCAGUCACUCAGUGAUGUGUGUUAUUUACUGUUGAACUGUUGAAGACACCGAACGGCCAGCGCGCCGCUCAGGAUGGAAUAGUAGGUGCUGAUACAGACGAGUUCUUUGCACUUUUGAACAGAACGCACAAGUUAAAGAAAAGUCAGAGUACAAGACGCCAGGAUGGCGAGUCCACCAACGACGGUAGGACCUUUAUUUUCUAACGCGAACAUUAAUAAUAAUAAGAACGUUAAAAAAUGCGGGUACCUGAAGAAACAGAAGCACGGACACAAGCGGUUUUUCGUGCUGAAGGAGCAGAGCGAGGGUUUCCCCGCCAGACUGGAGUACUACGAGAACGAAAAGAAAUGGAAAAACAAGUCGGCUGCUAAAAGGGUUAUACCUCUGGACUCCUGUCUGAACAUCAACAAACGAGCAGACGCGAAACACAAACACCUGAUCGCCCUUUACACCAAGGACGAGUACUUCGCCGUGGCGGCUGACAACGAGCAGGAACAGGAAGCCUGGUACGGAGUCCUGACUGAUUUAAUGAAUGAGGGGAGACCGUAUGACGGGUCCGCGUCUAAUUCGGCGUCCUCUUUGGUGGGAUUUGAGGAGGCGAACUACGGAAUGAUCACGCCGGUGAACGCCGUUUAUAAAGAGGUAUGGCAAGUAAAUCUGAAAGCUAGAGGACUGGGGCAGAUAAAGAAUGUAACCGGCGUGUACAGGCUGUGCCUGUCCAGCCGUACCAUUAGCUUUGUGAAGCUGAACUCCGAGGUUGCGGCUGUCAUUUUGCAGCUUAUGAAUAUCCGGCGAUGCGGGCACUCUGAGAAUUUUUUCUUCAUCGAGGUGGGCAGGUCCGCUUCCACCGGACCCGGGGAGUUGUGGAUGCAGGCAGAUGACUCAGUGGUAGCGCAAAACAUACACGAGACAAUUUUGGAGGCCAUGAAAGCAAUGAAGGAGCUGUCAGAGUUCAGACCGCGAAGCAAGAGCCAGUCCUCUGGCACAAACCCAAUCUCCGUGCCCACGAGGCGGCACUUAAACAACUUGCCACCCAGCCAGACGGGGCUUCUGCGGAGGUCGAGAACAGACAGCAUGGCAGCGACGUCUCCGGUCAGCAAGUUCACUUCCUGCCGGAUACGAACGGCGAGCGAGGGCGACAGCACCAUGGCCCGCCCGGUGUCUGUGAACGGGGGCUCCGUCAGUCCCAGCGCCAGCCGGAUCCACCUGAACCGGUCCAACACGAUCAACGCCAGACCCUGCCGGGUGUUUGAAUCUUUACCGCUCCAGCACAGCAAAUCCAUGUCCAUCUCCCCCGUCAACCUGUCGUACAGCAGCGGCAAUGGCCCCGCCCCCGAGACCAUCCAACGGCCGUCCAGCGACAGCACCUCAGUCUCCGGGUCGCCUAGCGACGGCGGCUUCCUGUCUUGCGAGGACUGUGCGUCCAGUUCGGGCGACGCCAGGCACCACCUGGCCAACGGGAGCAACACGCCCGAGUCGGUCGCCGACACGCCCCCCUCCCACGACGACGGCGGCGGCGGCCAUGGCGACCUGUACGGCUACAUGCUGAUGGAGAGGCUGAGCGGCGGCCGCGGCCACCGGCUGUCGUGCCUGGACGAGGCCCCGGACUCCGUCAGCGCGUACAGGAAGCGCACCUACUCGCUCAACACUCCGCCCCAGCAGAGGGCGGCGACGCAGGUGUCCUCCGCCUCCCUGGACGAGUACACGCUGAUGAGGGCCACGUACGCCAGCGACCGCUCCGGGCGCAGCUCGCACACCGCCUCCCCGAAAAUCGUCUACCCGGAGGACUACGGGGACGUCGAAAUCGGGUCCCUCAGGAGCUCGUCCAGUAACCUGGGGGACGACGGGUACAUGCCCAUGACCCCCGGCGCGCCUCCGCCGGGGGGCAGGGGCGAAGACUACGUGCCCAUGAGCCCCAUGUGCGUCUCCGCCCCCAAGCAGAUAGUCAAGCCCCGGUCGUCGAUGGCGGACCCCCCCAGCAGCGGCUCGCUGGAGGACAGCGGGUACGUGAGGAUGUGGUGCGGCUCCGGCGCGGAGGGGAACCUGGCCAACGGCGAGUACAUGAGCAUGUCGCCGGGCGAGCCCUGCGUCUCGCUCACGCCCCCCGAGCCCCCGCGGCCGCCCCCCGCCCCCCCCCAGGCUUUCGGCUCGCUGCCGCGCCCGUGCAAGCCCCCGGUGGCCCCGAGCGAGGACGGCGACGACGAUGGCGGCGGCCAGUACGUGAUGAUGACCCCGCAGAGCGCGAAGAGCGGCGAGGAGCCGCGCUGCUGCCGGGCGCCGUCUCCGGGUUCGACCGUGGCGGCUCUGCCCGGCAGGCAGGGCAGGAAGGAGCCCCUGCUGUCCAGGGUGAGAGCCAGCCGGCCCACCAGGCUGUCUCUGGAGGCGGUGAGGACCUUGCCCAGCAUGCACGAGCACCCCCUGCCCGCCGAGCCGAAGAGCCCCGGGGAGUACAUCAACAUCGAUUUCGGGGAGCCCUCCCACGCCUCCCCGCCGUCCUCCUCGCUGGGCCAGCUGUCCGACUACAUGAACGUGGCGCUGAACGUCAGCGUCCCCCCCGGAUCGGGGAGCGCUGCGGCGGGGGCUCCGGAGGGGGGGGGGUCCGAACGGCAGGCGGCGGCGGAGGGGCGCCCCGCGGCGCAGGUCGACUCCGCGCAGCGUCCCGACGCGGCGAGGAGCGAUUACGCGGAGAUGGAUUUGAGAAUCGGUGCGCGGAGCACGGAGGGCAGCCAGACGGGCAGCGCCGCCCCCGGCGGGGGGCAGAGGCUCCCCCUGCCCGAGCAGGGCCUCCGCGGACUGGAGGCGUUCCUGCUGCCGGCCUCCCCCGCGCACCCGGACCGGGGGGCCAAGGUGAUCCGGGCCGACCCCCAGGGGCGGAGGCGCCACAGCUCCGAGACCUUCUCCUCCACCACCACCGUCACGCCCGUCUGCCCCUCCUUCGCCUACGACCCCAGGAGGCACGGCUCGGCGUCGGUGGAGAACGUCUCGGUCCACAACGGCGAGGCGCCCGACCCGGAGCCCGGCAGCCCCAUGUGCCGCCAGACGUCGGCGGGCUUCCAGAACGGACUCAACUACAUCGCCUUAAACCUGAUGGACGGGGGAAGCCUGGGAACCUGCGAGAGUCAGGCCAGAUUCAAGGCUGCCAGUCACUGCAAAAGCAGCAUCAACGGGAUCCACGCCACCGCGUACGUCAGCCUGGGGUUCAAAGAGGCAGUCACCACCGUUAAAGACUAAAUGGCAGACCCGCUUUGGCCCCGCCUCCCCAACGCUCAUCUGUGAGAGGAGAGGACGCGCGGGCAGCCGGUUUGGGUGUGGCUGCAGGCAUCCCGGGCCGUACUACCCAGACCAGACCAGACCAGACCCGCCCCGCCCCGCCCCAGCGUCCCACCCCGCCCUCCGCCCCCGCACCGAACUCUGCGACCAAGAGUCAUGGCGCUUCUUUACUCUGUAUAUCACAAGCUAUAACACAGCUAGAACCAUAGGCUCCAUGUAGAUUAACACAGGUAGAACCGUAUGUUCCAUGUAGAUGAACACAGGUAGAACCAUAUGCUCCAUGUAGAGGAACACAGGUAGAACCACAGGCUCCAUGUAGAUGAACACAGGUAGAACCGUAUGCUCCAUGUAGAUGAACACAGGUCGAACCAUAUGCUCCAUGUAGAUGAACACAGGUAGAACCACAGGCUCCAUGUAGAUGAACACAGGUAGAACCAUAUGCUCUAUGUAGAUGAACACAGGUAGAACCAUAUGCUCCAUGUAGAUGAACACAGGUAGAACCACAGGCUCCAUGUAGAUGAACACAGGUAGAACCACAGGCUCCAUGUAGAUGAAUACAGGUAGAACCGUAUGCAUCUUUGUUAUUUUGUUUGUUAUUCCCCACUUGCUGUGCUUGAGUUCUGGGCUGCGAGUGGCCAGUUAAACCUCAUUCAUAAACCUGUGAUACAGCCUGCUGCUUAUCGGUCAUACAGGUGAUAUUAGAGUACACGCACGCACACACACACACUCUCUCUCUCACACACACACACACCAGAGGGUUUCCUUGUGUAUAUGUAAGUGUUUGCAGUGUCCUCCUGCAGAGGUGGAAUUCCAGAAUAUCUGUCGAGUUGCCCUAAGCCCUACCUCAGAGGAAAAUGCCAGGUUGUUAACUUGCAAACUCAACAUGUAAACGAUUCCCUGAAUAUUCAAAGUUGAAUGUGUCAUAUUACCAAUCAAAAGCCUUACUAACUUUUUUCCAUGGAAUAUUUCUACUAAAGACGCCUGGUUUGGACCCACACAUGCAGAAUAUCAAAGAUGAGCCGUACGCCAUGAAUGUGUCUCAGCGAUAUGUGAAACCGUUGCUCACUUUCCUCACAGACAACUUUCUGAAGUUGAACUUGUACUAUAUUUAUAUUUCUUUCAAAUAUUUAUUUUGAUAUGAUUGUUAAUUAUUACGCGGAAGGUAACGAGGAAGAUGUUCAUUAUUAGAUUAAAAUUAAAUAUUUAUAUAUUAAAAGAAAAUAUAUAUAUAUAUACACGUUCGUAUGCAAAAGAUACUCCUAAGAAAAGGCUGGUCUGGGACGCUGGUGGGAGGGGAGACUCCUGAUGUGUUCCGGACUUGAGCAAACAGCACCUCUUUACUGGUGCAUCGAUAAAGCACCGGGAUUCAAAUCUUCGGCACGUUGAUACACUUUAACCUUUAACCUCAGUCACCCAUCAUCCUCUGCGGUGAUUCCCCUGCACUCACAGUCCGCCCCGUCUCUGUGCAUCCCCCCCCCCCCCCCAACUGUGACGGGCACGUAGUUUUUGCGACCGCCUGGCCUCUCGCCGAAUGCGAUUGGCUGACGGGCACACCGGUGGAACGGCCGGCGAAUGGGGUUGAGCGGUGAAACUCACCGGUGCUGCUUUCAGGGAUGUUCGGGGCAUGUUCACCGUGGGGAGACCCGGGACUAAGCGCUCAACUGCACCAUCGCAAGGUCUUGCACAACGAACACCUAGAUCACACAAAAGACAGGUUUGAAUGUAGAGCAAUUCAGUGUUCGCCACUGGAGAUAAAAUGAGGAAAAAAUAAACGAAACAUUUAAACUACAUUUAAAAAAUCGGUGGAAGGAAUGUAUCUGGCCCGAAGGCCUGAUCCCACUUCACUCAAACGAUGUCCAAUGCUGUACAUAGUGUAUAAAGAGAGUCUACAAAUAAAACAAGUUGACGUUUGUUUAUCGUUUUAAACUUUGCUUAUAACUUAAGUCAUUUACUACAAAUGUGUGUUUGAAUGAAUUCCCCCCAAAACAACUAUAGCACUAACACGGGUCUCUGCGUAAUGCUGUUGUUGGGCCUGGUGGAGACUCUUGCAGUCUGUUGGAAUGCCACUAAAAAUAUUCUCACAAUGUUGUAAUGUAAAAAUGAAAAGGAAAAAAAAACUCAAUACUUGAUGAGUACGAAUCUUACUACAUAGGUACAGUUCACCAACAGCAUAUGCAAUAUUUACAUGAAAAAUAACUUAGUUUACAGAAAGGAACCAAAUGUAUAAAUAUUGUAUUUUGCUGAUUUUUCUCUCCUCGCCCCCCAAUCGGUUGGCUCUGAUCGGUGUAUUCUUCCUGAGUAUGCAUCUGUUAUUUCUAAAUAUCAAAGGGUUAAAUAUGAGGCCUGACUGAUCUUGCUGUGUCUUCCAUUGUCUAUACUUCAUAUACUGUUAACUGUGAUCCUAUAUAAAGCUGAUAAUUUAAAACUAGUGUAGUAAAGUAUUGCUUUUUGUCUGUACUGAUUAUGGAUAGCACAUGCAAUAAAAGAUUAUUUAAGAAAAUG